GGUUGCGCGUCAUUGUGUUCCUUUUAUUUGUAGUUAGGAUUCAAAAUUUAACAGCUUUAAUAAUGCCCGUAAGGAAAGCCGUGCACGCGGGCAGCUGGUACUCAGAUUCAGGGCCCGAAUUGUCCAGACAAUUAGACUAUUGGCUUAACCAGGCCGAUGUGACGCACGGCCCUGCCAGGGCAAUUAUAGCCCCUCACGCUGGGUACCAAUACUGUGGCGCUUGUGGUGGGCACGCCUACAGACAAAUAAGUCCAGUUGUUGUCCAGAAAAUUUUUAUCCUGGGCCCUUCCCAUCAUGUCCGUUUAACUGGUUGUGCCUUGAGUGCUGUCAAAAAAUACAAAACACCACUCUAUGAUCUUAAUAUAGAUACUGCAGUUAAUAAAGAAUUGGAAAUGACGGGUCAAUUUGAAUGGAUGGAUGUUGACACCGAUGAAAAUGAACACAGCAUUGAAAUGCAUUUACCAUACAUUGCAAAAGUCAUGGAAAAUUACAAAAAUCAAUUUACGAUAAUACCAAUAUUGGUUGGAUCUCUUACUCCAGACAGAGAGGCAUACUAUGGUAGAAUCUUGUCCUCCUAUUUAGCAGACCCUAAGAAUUUAUUUGUUAUUUCUUCUGAUUUCUGUCAUUGGGGACAAAGGUUUAGAUUCACACACUAUGACAGGUCUUAUGGCAGCAUCUACCAAUCUAUCGAAGGCUUGGAUAGACUAGGUAUGAGUAUCAUAGAAAACUUAAAUCCAACUGAAUUCACGAAUUACCUCAAAAAAUAUGGCAAUACUAUAUGUGGGAGACAUCCCAUUGGAAUUUUACUACAAGCAAUACAAGAACUUCUUCGUAAUGACAACAGUCAGAACGUCAGCCUUAAAUUUUUAAGAUAUGCCCAAUCAAGUCAAUGUCGUAAUAUGAACGACUCGUCGGUUAGUUACGCUUCUGCAGCCCUUGUGAUCGAAUAGUCGACUGGUGGCCUUAUUGACUUUCGGAACUCGUUAACGGCAACUUUUUCUUUGAAUUUAAUCGCUAAAUAUUAAGCUUUAUUUAAUUUUCCCCUUUUUUUUUGUUUUGAGCAUCCCUGUAUAUGAAACUCGAUGCGUAGUCUCGAAUUUAAAAUAAUAUACCCAAUGUGUUUUUCUACUUUUCUCAUCAAACAAGUCGAAUUUGUUUUUAUUCGUCGAAUUUUCUCACUUAAUUUUGAUGGGAAUUGUAACUUUUUACAUAGAAUUAAGUAGUGUUUAGUCUACUGGGAAAUAGGUUUGUUCCAGCGCCGUCGUCAACCGUACCGCCGUACAGUGUUGGAACAAAGAUCAUGCCGUUAAUUUUUUGUAAUUUUUAAACUAAUUUAUUGUUUAUUAUUAUCAUUAUGAGACCAAUUUCGAUUAUUAAUUAUUUUGAUUGUAAAUAGUUUUCCCAGUAAUAUUGAUUAAAUGUAUUCGCUGAAUAAGACUGUAAAAUGCAAAAUAUUUGCUUAUCAUGAAGUUACACACCUUGCAAAUAUUUUUCGUUUUCUAUACUUACAAAUUAUACUUAAAUGGUUUUGUUACUAUAUUUUUUAUAUGAUUUUAUAUUAACGCAAGAUAAUUUUAUUUUAGUUUAUUUAGUAUAAUUAUAUACAUAAAUGGUUUAUUAGAUCUUACACAAAGGAUUGUGAUUUUUUUAUUAAUUAUUGAUUUUUUUUUGUUUUCGC
This is a messenger RNA of Brassicogethes aeneus, 1678 nucleotides long. The record is from the annotation of a GenBank genome assembly. NCBI's taxonomy places the organism in Eukaryota, Metazoa, Arthropoda, Insecta, Coleoptera, Nitidulidae.